AUGUUGAGGUAUUGCGACGAAUCAAAAAUUAUCACAAUUAGAAAAAUAACCGCAUUUCCAGUUGCAUUUACAAUGUCAUUUCAAACGCUAGCACCAUUUUGCCAAUCGAUCAAAUCCAUUCAGCGUUCACAUGGUCGAAUCUCAAGUAGCAUAAGACACCAUGGAACUAGUAGUAAAAAUGAAGUACAAAUUGUUGAAGUCGGACCACGGGAUGGUUUACAAAAUGAACCGAAAUGGGUUGAAACCGAUGUUAAAGUGGAGUUCAUAAAUCGACUGUCGAAAGUCGGUUUGCAACAUAUCGAAACAACCAGUUUUGUGAGCCCCAAGUGGAUUCCACAGUUCAAAGACAGUUUGGAAGUGUUCCAGCGAAUUGAAAAGACCGAUUCAAUUUCAUAUCCAGUGUUAGUGCCGAAUAUCAAAGGGUUCGAAACAGCUAUCGCCCAAGGCGUAAAAGAGAUUGCGAUUUUUGGUGCUGCCUCCGAGACAUUUUCCCAGAAGAAUAUCAAUUGUUCAAUAGAAGAAAGUUUAAAUCGAUUCCGUGUGGUGACUGAAGCGGCACAAAAAGCGAAUGUCAAAAUUCGAGGCUAUGUUUCAACAGUUGUUGGUUGUCCGUAUGAAGGGCCGAUCAAAGCGGCUGCUGUUGCCAAUGUUACCGAAGAGCUGCUAAAGCUUGGAUGCUAUGAAAUCUCGCUGGGCGACACAAUCGGCGUCGGAACAAUUGGAUCGAUGAGUGCAAUGUUGAAAGAAGUGAAAAAUGUAGCUGAUCCUAGUCAAUUAGCUAUUCACUGUCAUAACACAUAUGGACAGGCGUUACCAAAUAUUUUAACGGCCCUGAAUCAUGGCAUACGAGUCAUUGAUGCAGCUGUCAGUGGAUUGGGUGGUUGUCCUUAUGCAAAAGGUGCUUCAGGCAAUGUACCAACUGAGGAUGUGAUCUAUAUGCUUCAUGGCCUGGGAGUACAUACCGGCAUUAAUCUUCCUGAGCUGGUACUAGUUGGUCGCUUCAUUUGCAAUUAUCUCGGUAGAAAUUCGGAAUCCAAAGUCACAUUUGCGAUGGGAGAUUUGAAACCAAUGGAUAAAAACGCUCAUACACACAAUCAUGACCAUAGUCAUAGUCACAGUCACUCUCACAGUCAUUGAUAUUUGUUUUUGAAUUUGACACCUAAAGUUGGCAAUACUUUACAGUUUUUUUUUUUUAUUUUGACAUAUUACAACAGGAAUGUACACAGUAGCGUAAAUAGUUGAUUUGAAUAAAAAAAAAAGUCAAAAUAGAGAAACAAAGACUUUUAUUUUUAUCGACGGUGGAUAAACUUUAAGGAUCUCAAAUUCGUUUUUCGAUUUGUCAAUACAAUGGCUAUUUACAAGGAAAAAAUUGGAAGAAAGCGUGCGAGUAUACGGCAAGGAAUAUUCUGGGCAGUUUGGGGAUUUUUGGCUGGCAUUUACUGUUUUCAACCAAUCCUCAAAUCGGCACACCGUGACGAAAAGUCAAUUUUAGCCGAUUACAUCGAAAUUGAAGGUAACAAAACGAAAAUAGAAACAAAAUCGGAUGAAAAAAGCAAAACAACAGAAGACUUAAGUAAGCCGCAUAGCUAGAGAUGCAUCGAGAAUUAUCUUUAUUCGAUAAGUGAUAUUAAGCAAACAGAAUAUGUUAGUCAUUAUUAGAAUUGCUUGAAUUUCGGUCAAAUAAAGCCAAAAUUGUCCGAAAUCCAUGUUCAAUUGUUACGCUGAAAUAAAUUUGUUAUAAAAAUGAAACAAAAACAUAGAGGUUAGUUUUCGUUCAUUUGGUUUUUUCUUUUGGUUGGUACAAUAAUGACAGGUGAGCUUUGACACUUUCUUUGACUUACAUAAUAUCGAUGCAUGGUAUGUUAUUUUGAAAUAAAUGUCGAUUGAUAACCAAGAAAGCCGCAGUUUGAUCGAAAAUCUGGUGCAUUUAGCGUGAUGUUUAUUCCAAUUCGAAGAGGCUUGAGAACACGGGAAAUAUUUCUAACCACCGUAAUUGGUGUGGGUAUCUCACUUUACGCUUGGACACCAGUUAUUAAAGAACAAACAGCAAAAACAAAAGCGACUCAGUCAUCAGAGAACUCGCAACAGCAAUCCGGCAAAGUACAACCGAAACCCGUUGAGACACAACCCUUAGCCAACGAUCAAAAACAAAAGAAAUAAUUUUGAUUUAAGGAAAUUGAAAUAAAUUGUGAUCAUGCAGCCAUAUGCGAUUCGGAAAAAUCGAUCGUAUUCACUUCAAGUGAAAUUUUUCAUUGCCACCGUUAUAACAACUUGUGCCGUGUUUGGCUACAAGAAUUACCUAGGACCAUAUUUGAGGAGAUGUAGAGCGCAAAGGGGACAGGCAUUUGAACAAGAAUAUUUUGAGAAACAAUCCAAAUCAAGCUAAUGUAAUCGGAUGCAUCUAUUGGGAAAAGAUUGAAAUUCUUCUUGAAAGAACUUCAUGACAAAAACAUCGAAAUACCAUAGCAAAUCUGUCAACAAGUUUAAUAUUUAUAUGCAUUGAAUAAGAAAAUGCCCGUUUCAGCAUUCGAAUGAUGUUUAUUUUCUAGAUUUUAUUUCAUAAUAAAGACUUAGAUAAAAUUGUUUUG
This is a messenger RNA of Sitodiplosis mosellana (orange wheat blossom midge), 2588 nucleotides long. RefSeq names its product hydroxymethylglutaryl-CoA lyase, mitochondrial. The coding region runs from base 1 to 1137 and encodes 378 amino acids. Gene Ontology annotation, molecular function: hydroxymethylglutaryl-CoA lyase activity. The record is from RefSeq and is a predicted model, not a curated record. The transcript is spliced from 5 exons. Gene Ontology annotation, biological process: ketone body biosynthetic process; L-leucine catabolic process. NCBI's taxonomy places the organism in Eukaryota, Metazoa, Arthropoda, Insecta, Diptera, Cecidomyiidae.